AUGGGCCUGCGGCUGGACACGACUGGAUCGGAUCAGGAAGACGUCAGGACGGUCAUGCAAACAGCUCCAGUUCAACUAAAGACGAGGGAGCAGCGAUUACGAUGGUUCGGACAUGUCCUAAGAAGACCACAGAGCCACCCGAUAAGGAAGGCAAUGGAGUUUGAGGCGCAAGGCAAGCGACCACGGGGAGCCUCAAAGAAGAGAUGGCGGGACGUGAUCAAGAAGGACCUCGCCGAAGCCAAGGUGACGGCAGAAGAUGCCGUAAAUAGAAUGAAAUGGAGACGACUGAUAAGAACAGCGGACCCUGCGACGGCGCGGGACUAA
This is a messenger RNA of Haemonchus placei, 324 nucleotides long. Lineage: Eukaryota; Metazoa; Nematoda; Chromadorea; Rhabditida; Trichostrongylidae. The record is from the annotation of a GenBank genome assembly.